Mya arenaria is the source of this 1146-nucleotide messenger RNA. Its product is annotated as tetraspanin-1-like. The transcript has 9 exons. The record is from RefSeq and is a predicted model, not a curated record. Gene Ontology annotation, cellular component: membrane. Lineage: Eukaryota; Metazoa; Mollusca; Bivalvia; Myida; Myidae. The coding region runs from base 133 to 957 and encodes 274 amino acids.
CAACUCAUUAUCAUCGCCUUACAAUUGACCGAGCUGUGUUUUACAAAUUUGGGUACGCGCGUUUGUCAUCUCUGUUGGAUAUAUUUUCUUAUAAAUAUAGAUCGGUAAAAGAAAGCCAAAUUCAGCCUAGCCAUGGGGUGUUGUGAUUGCUUGGCCAGAUUCGGCCUUAUCUCAUUCAAUUUUAUUUUCAUGCUGUCGGGUAUCGCUGUGCUGACAGUUGGCGUGUGGGUAAAAGUGGACAAAGAUGUGGUGAACAUGCAGCACCUGGUGGAAUUUGACUCCAAUGACAAGGCCCUCACCACCGCCUCCACAGUCCUCGUAAUCUUCGGGGUGGGCGUGCUUCUCAUUGCCGCAUUUGGCUUCUUCGCCGCUUGCCUGCCAGAGAAGUGUAAGAUGGGUCAGAGGUUCUUCAGUGGAAUCUACAUAUUUUUCCUGAUCGUGGUGUUUAUCGGCGAGUUUGGGGGCGGAAUUACUGCCGCGGUCUUCAAAGGGAAGAUUGACAAAGAGUUGCCAAACAUUCUGAAAAAGUCUCUUGGACCAAACUACGUGGAAGGGAAUAACCUUGACGCCAAAGCCUGGAACUACAUCCAAGUUUGGCUGGGAUGUUGUGGCAGCAACAACGCCAAGGACUAUGUGGGGGCGAACUUUACAGAUCCCACACAAUAUGUGCCUAACUCGUGCUGUGUUUUAUCAAACCACGACGCGGAAAACCCGAAGCCUAAGGACUAUCCAAAAUGUCAAGAGGAUGCCCAUAAGGUCCAGACGAAUACUACAACCACCAAAGAUAGCAAGUAUCUACAAACAAAGGGAUGUUAUGACAAAUUCGAGCAGGAAAUUAAAAGUCACUUGGUCCUUCUGAUCGGCGUUGGAGUGGGCAUAGCUAUGCUGGAGCUUCUUGGGAUUGUGCUGGCCGUCUAUGUUUGCCGACGAAAAGAAGAUGAUGAUGAUGACUAUUAAUCAAACAUAACAAUAGCAAUACACGCUAAUAGAACUGAUUUAUUGAAUGUUAGACUAGAAAGUGAUAUGACCAUGCCAACAAUAUAUAUAUACAGUGAUGUGGUUCUUAUUUCGGCAUGUUUCACGAGUUUAAUAAACAUUUGAAGUUACUAUAACAUAGAGAUUAAUUGAAUAAAAUCGCAAACAGUU